ACUUUUAAAGGGCUAGAUUGUCUGAGUUAAAGCAGUAAGCAGUAAACACAAAGGCACAACUGAGCUUGUUGCUAAAAUAAGAAAGUAUUUUACAAAAAUUUAUUUUAGAGAAAAUGUCGGAAAAACCUACUGUGCUGAUAUUGGGCGGCUGUGGUUUUAUCGGACGUAAUUUGCUGGUAUAUUUGGUUGACAAUGAUUUAUCCCGAGAAGUACGUGUAGUUGAUAAAACCCCUCCGCAAAUGGCGUGGUUGAAUGAGAAACAAUCCAAAGCUUUUGACAAUCCAAAAGUCGAAUUCUGUAGUGCGAAUUUGAUAAAUGCAAGCUCCUGCAAAAAUGCAUUUGCGCCUCAUUCAACUACCGGCAGAACAUGGGAUAUAGUUAUUAACUGCGCUGCAGAAACUCGGCCAAAUCAAACCGACGCAGUGUACAAAGAAGGCAUAUUAAAGUUGAGCAUGAAUUGCAUAACUGAAGCAUUGAACAUUAAAGCCAAGCGUUAUAUUGAGUUAAGCUCUGGAUGUGUUAACAGCUCGGAAAAAAUUCCUUUAAAAGAGAAUUGCAAAACAGAUCCUUGGACAGCAGUGGCGAAACAAAAGCUUAAGGUUGAAAAGGAACUGCAGUCAUUGGAAAACUUCAGUUUCACCAUAGUGCGCUUGCCAAUUGUUUAUGGUUUUGGGGACAAACGUUAUUUAAUGCCUCGUAUAAUUAUUGCUGCGAUUUACAAACAUUUAAAUGAAACUAUGAAGCUGUUAUGGAAUGACGCCAUGCGAUUUGCUACCGUUCAUGUUUACGAUGUUUGUGGAGCGGUUUGGAAAUUGGCAAAUAGUGAAAAGGCUUACCGAGAAACAUAUAAUAUAACGGAUGAUGCAGAAUCCACCCAGGGUACAAUAAGUGAUAUGCUGGCUGAUAUAUUUUCUAUAGAUAUUGAUUACUUUGGUAUUGUAAUGUCAAAUUUAACAAAGCUUAGUCUGUCGGACACUGUUAGCGAAAUCAAUGAUAAACAUAUGGCCCCUUGGGCAGAGAUUUGCCAACAGGAUGGCAUCUGCAAUACGCCAUUGACACCUUACUUGGAUGAAGAGCAACUGUAUCACAAACAUUUGAAUUUAGAUAACUCAAAACUAAAGGAGUUCGGCUAUGAACUAAAACACCCUAAGGUGACAUGUGAUCUCAUUAAGGAAAUAAUAGACGAUUAUGUUGAACUUAAGUUAUUUCCAAAAUCGUUGAUUUUAUAAUUUUCGAUACAAGCAACGUUUACGAUUUCAAUACGCUGUGCUGCAACUUUAGACUGCGCUCAACAAAUGACUUUAAUUGAUAUACAAUUCUUGAACUGAAAACUCAUCAAGCGUUCUUAUGCUCUAUUACUUUUCCAUUUAUCUUUCUCUAAAGUGUACUUAUAGUAUUAUCGUAGUUCUAUACCACUGAAAUCUUACCAUCUGGUGUUAACAAAUAUUUCAAUGGAUUUUUAUGAAAAUACAAGAUUUUAUCUUAUAAACGAUUAAUUUUAUAUAAGGCUAAAGUAUUUGAUAGUAUGUAUGUUAAUUGGUUCUAAAAUAAAAUGUAAUCUGUCAUAUGUUUGUGCCAAAUAAAUAAAAAUAGAAAACUAAAUUAAAAUCAUUCAUUGUAUAGAAAAGAUA
Messenger RNA from Stomoxys calcitrans (stable fly), 1631 nucleotides. Its product is annotated as methionine adenosyltransferase 2 subunit beta. The coding region runs from base 114 to 1229 and encodes 371 amino acids. The record is from RefSeq and is a predicted model, not a curated record. NCBI's taxonomy places the organism in Eukaryota, Metazoa, Arthropoda, Insecta, Diptera, Muscidae. The transcript has 5 exons.